Messenger RNA from Manis javanica (Malayan pangolin), 499 nucleotides. RefSeq names its product LSM7 homolog, U6 small nuclear RNA and mRNA degradation associated (gene LSM7). The record is from RefSeq and is a predicted model, not a curated record. NCBI's taxonomy places the organism in Eukaryota, Metazoa, Chordata, Mammalia, Pholidota, Manidae. Gene Ontology annotation, cellular component: U2-type prespliceosome; spliceosomal tri-snRNP complex; Lsm1-7-Pat1 complex. Gene Ontology annotation, molecular function: RNA binding. Gene Ontology annotation, biological process: nuclear-transcribed mRNA catabolic process; mRNA splicing, via spliceosome.
AACGCCCCUGCGAGCCGCGCCGCGCCUGCGCGCACAGGCAAGGUCAAAGGGCGCGAGGUCGGCGCCUGCGCACACAGGCGCGGCGCAGAAAGAUGGCGGACAAAGAGAAGAAGAAGAAGGAGAGUAUCUUGGACUUGUCCAAGUAUAUCGACAAGACGAUCCGGGUGAAGUUCCAGGGCGGCCGCGAAGCCAGUGGGAUCCUGAAAGGCUUUGACCCGCUCCUCAACCUCGUGCUGGACGGCACCAUUGAAUACAUGAGAGACCCCGACGACCAGUACAAGCUCACCGAGGACACGCGCCAGCUGGGCCUGGUGGUAUGCAGGGGCACCUCUGUGGUGCUCAUCUGCCCACAGGACGGCAUGGAGGCCAUCCCCAACCCCUUCAUCCAGCAGCAGGACGCUUAGCACACAGGCUUCCCCACGUGCCACCGCAGGAACGGACUGUCCUUUUUUGUAUAGGUUCUGUUUUUUUCUUAAUAAAAUGGCAAACUUCCAGUGUC